AUUUGUAUUCAGGCACACUCCCUAGUAGAGAGCAGAGCUAAAGGAGACAUUCACCAGGUAAAUCUCACUUUCAGGUUGUUUUUUUUCUCUAAAAUAAAAACACAUGUAUACUGUAGUAGACAAAAAAUGCAAUUUAUCUUCAGUUGGACUUGGAGGGUUUCAGCUCUUCUGUCUGUCUGACAGACGGUGUGAACGCUCAAUGGCUUUGAAGUAGGUGGUCUCAGAGGGAUCGUUUUAGAUUUUCUAUUGAAAAGAAAUACGUGAAAAAAAUGAUGAUGAACGCCACAGAUUCCAUUGAAGCUCUUGUACGAGCCACUUCAGAACUAAUCUGUUGGUACGAGUCUGACCCCGCUGAACCGAGCUGUAUAAUGUGCCAUCAAACCAGCGACGCUGUAUGUUAAUGAGUGUUGUGGAGACAGUCUGACAGAAGAAAGGGACAUUAAAACUUCCUUUUUUCUUUUCUUCUGUAUUCAGAAUUCCCCUUUUUAAAGUCGCUCCUCUACACAGCCUCACUUCACUUUCUCUUUCAUCUUCACCUCUAACUGCGUCUCGUCGUCCGUGGAGAGCCCUUCGCCUCCCUGUCUGUCUUUCAUUUUUUUUUUGUCUCUGCUUUGUUUUGUUUUCUGUCCUUCGCAGGGGGGAAACAUCGAUGCUGAGCUGAUCCACCGGGGGGGAUGCCGGCAGUGAAUGAAAAAGAGAACAGCAUCUAUAUCUGAAUCACUCAGGCACACGCUCCCUCAUCUCCUGCAACUCACUGUGCAGUCCAUCACUGUUUCCUGCCUGUCAUCUCUACUUUGAUCCGGUCGUACACGUUUGUUUUUUCGGGGGGGAGAAGUUUAACAGCAGCCUCCGGGCUUUGGUCCCCCUUCAGCCUGACCCGUGACACACAGUCUCUCCUCACAUCACCCCCUCCCCUCUCCUCCCUCCCUCUGCCAUGUCCAACGACAACAGCAGCCUCCUCGGCGCCUGGGAGGCCUCCGAUUGGGCAGAAACCCCUCAGUGUCCGCCUUCGGUUGGCGGGGCGACUUUCUUGAUUGUGGCUUACAGUGCUGUCAUAGCCAUCGGGUUGCUAGGCAAUGCAGGCCUGGUGUUCAUCAUCGCCCGGCAACAGGAGUUGCGUAAUGUCACCAACAUCCUGAUCGCCAACCUGUCGUGCUCUGACAUCCUCAUGUGUGUGGUGUGUCUGCCCGUCACCGUCAUAUACACGCUGAUGGACCGCUGGGUGCUGGGAGAGGCCCUGUGUAAGGUGACUCCGUUUGUUCAGUGCAUGUCAGUGACAGUCUCUAUCUUCUCCCUGGUGCUGAUCGCUCUGGAGCGUCACCAGCUGAUCCUCCAUCCCACCGGCUGGUCCCCCGCCGCCGGACACUCCUACCUGGCUGUAGGGCUGACGUGGCUGGUGGCCUGCUUCAUCUCUCUGCCCUUCCUCUCCUUCAACAUCCUCACUAAUGAUCCCUUCCAGAACAUCAGCCUGCCCGCCAACCCGUUCAGAGACCACUUGAUCUGUAUGGAGCUGUGGCCGUCAGAUAAACAUCGUCUCGCCUACACGACCUCGCUGCUGCUCUUCCAGUACUGCCUGCCUCUGCUGCUGGUGCUCCUCUGCUACCUGCGGAUCUUCCUGCGCCUGAGACGACGCAGGGACAUGCUGGAGCGCAGCAGGAGGACUCGAGGGGCCCAGAGGAUUAACGUCAUGCUGUUAGCCAUCGUCAUAGCCUUCGCUCUGUGCUGGCUGCCGCUGAACGUCUUCAACACCUUGUUCGACUGGCACCACCAGGCCUUACCCGACUGCCAGCACGACGUCGUCUUCUCCGCCUGCCACCUGACAGCGAUGGCCUCCACCUGCAUUAACCCCGUGGUGUACGGCUUUCUCAAUAGCAACUUCCAGAGGGAGCUGAAGGUGACGCUGCAGCGCUGCCAGUGCGGCGGCCGGGCGGCAGAGAGCUACGAGAGCUUCCCUCUCUCCACCGUGGGCAGCGAGGGCAUGACCAAAGCCACGUCCCUCAACAGGAUGGGAUCCGUGUGCGUUCCCUCACCCAAACCUGAGAUCAGCUCAGAGAUACCAGCUAAAACAAUACCAGCUAACACCUAGGAACCACUGGCAGCAAACUCUUUUCUGACAAGUGGCUGAAGGCAAUCAGCUUGUGAGUGUCUGACAGCUGGAACAGCGUGUAACAGACUGUCUGGGACCUCUGAGCGAGUCAAUUACUUCACUUCAUUUCCAUAACUUUCCUGCCAGAAUGAAACAGCUUAUUUCAGUCGGGAUGACUGUUCAGGAACAGGACAGGUUCACUGAUGGAUCCUCAAGUCCAAACACAAGAGGCAAAUGGACUCUGCAGAGGGACAUCGAGCAGUGGAAGAGCUGGUAGAGUUGACUGUUCGCUAAGCCCCGCCCCCUUGGUUACAGUUGCUAUGGUUGUCGGGAUUUACACAUUAGCACGGUUCGUCUGCAGUUUACAUAGACACGUUUAUAUGUGCACCAGUAUCCUGGUUAUGUUUUGUGCAUGUAAACAUCUCAACCUGGUUUCAGAAAUGUGGUGAGAAAUCAAGAUACAGCUGCACACAGAUGAAACCUGGAUACUGUUAGAAUCAUGUAAACAUGGAUAUGAAUAACCAGGUAAACACCAUAUGAUUGAAUAUGAUUAAAACCAGGAUAAGACUCAAAACCGGGAUACUAGUGCACAUGUAAACGCACUCAGAGUUGCGACAUGUGGAAGAUUUCAGGUGCUCUGGUUACAGAGGGAAACAUCUCAUUUCAUUUUUCUCAUAGACAACAUUAGUGACUCACUUCUACAGUUUAGAUCAACAUGAAACUCUCCUGGUUGAAUCAUCAGUCCAAACAAUUAACAACUAUGUUAGAAAAUAUCUGGU
This is a messenger RNA of Thunnus maccoyii (southern bluefin tuna), 2865 nucleotides long. RefSeq names its product neuropeptide Y receptor Y8a (gene npy8ar). Gene Ontology annotation, molecular function: neuropeptide binding; neuropeptide Y receptor activity. Gene Ontology annotation, biological process: G protein-coupled receptor signaling pathway. Lineage: Eukaryota; Metazoa; Chordata; Actinopteri; Scombriformes; Scombridae. Bases 935 to 2086 code for a protein of 383 amino acids. Gene Ontology annotation, cellular component: plasma membrane; neuron projection. The transcript is spliced from 4 exons. The record is from RefSeq and is a predicted model, not a curated record.